Messenger RNA from Kwoniella shivajii, 210 nucleotides. RefSeq lists its product as uncharacterized. NCBI's taxonomy places the organism in Eukaryota, Fungi, Basidiomycota, Tremellomycetes, Tremellales, Cryptococcaceae. The transcript is spliced from 5 exons. The record is from RefSeq and is a predicted model, not a curated record. The coding region runs from base 1 to 210 and encodes 69 amino acids.
AUGCCCUGGCAAAAGACUUUCACUCUUCCCGAGCACACAAAGGGGAUGCACCUUGUGACCAAAGAAGUUGUCAAAGAAUGUGAGGCAGGCUUGAAGGGUGUCGAUAUCGGUAUAUUCACUUUGCAUUGUCUCCAUACUUCAGCUGGUUUGACCAUCAAUGAAAAUUGUGACUCCUCUGUGCGAACUGGUAUGUGGUGUCCCAUUGAGUGA